This is a messenger RNA of Rhodotorula toruloides NP11, 1473 nucleotides long. RefSeq lists its product as uncharacterized. The coding region runs from base 1 to 1473 and encodes 490 amino acids. Lineage: Eukaryota; Fungi; Basidiomycota; Microbotryomycetes; Sporidiobolales; Sporidiobolaceae. The record is from RefSeq and is a predicted model, not a curated record. The transcript has 5 exons.
AUGUCGAGCUCGCCUGAACCCGACACGGAGUCGUCCGACAUCGAGGUCGUCGGCUCGAACAAGAGGGUGCACUUCUCGUCCACCCCGACUCCUGGUGCGACCGGACCCAACCUCUCCCGCUCGGCUCAGAAGAAGCUCCUCUCUGCUAUCGCCGCCAACGACGACUGGCUCGACUCGGACAGCGAGCUCGACGUCAAGCCCGUCGUGCCCAAAGUCGGUCCGUCGUCGUCCAAAGACAAGGGCAAGGGAAAGGGCAAAGCUCCUCGCGCCGAGGUGAUCGAGCUCUCGUCCGGUUCCGAGUCCGAGGACAGUUCGCAGAAGGAGCGCGAGCAGUCAAAGCUCGAGCGCGACCUCAGCCGCGUCCGCGCCGUCGUCCCCGACGCCCACUCGAAGUGGCUCAUCAAGCUGUACCGCGACCCUCGCUUCGAGUGCGACCCGAACCGCAUCGUCGAGGAGCUGUUGACGAGCAACUACCCGCUCAGGAACGGAGGAUGGAAGCACCCGAGGGAGGAGACCGAGAGGGGCCAGCAGAAGAAGGGGAACGGCGAGUCGCCGACGAAGAAGAAGCAGGCGGGUUCGGACAAGGACAAGGGCAAGAACAAGCGCACGCAUCGUGACUCGGAGGACGAGGAUGAAGAGGUCGACCAGCUCGACAGCGACGAGGAGCAGGCUGCGGACGAUGAGGACGAGGACGACGCGAAGGAGUACACGAGGGAGGAGGCAGUUCAGGAGGCCAAGUACUGGCUCGGAAACGUCAACCGCAAGUUCGGCGACGACGCGUACCGCAAGGCUGCCCUGCUCCAGCUCUUCCGCGACUACAACGCCUACGCGGAGAACCACAUCCGCAACCGCUUCGAGUCGGACAAGUGCGGACAGCUCUACGCUCCGACCUGGAUGGAGCUGUACCGCCUCAAGAAGGCCGGCGACCUCCUCCCGCUGAAGAACGGCCCGCGCGACAUGGACAAGCCGUACACGACGGCGGAUGGGAAGAAGGUGAUGAGGAAGGAGGCGCCGAAGAGCAAGUUGCUCCAGGACGAGAUCACUUGGCUUCAGGCCUAUGUCAAUUACGGCGGCUGCAAGCUCGAAGCGAACCGCAAGAAGCCGAGGCCGGACAUGGUCGCCCCCGAGCGUCCCUCGCCGAAGAAGAGGAAGAAGAAAGAGUCGCCAGACGAGCGCCGUGCCCGCACGAAGGGCAAGAACAAGAAGGCGGCCUCCUCGAAUGACGAGGAGGAGGAGGAGCUCGAGCACGACUGCCACGACUGCCGCACCUGCGACGACAGCUCGCGCGGUCGCAACGGCCACCCCGCCAACUCGCCCGGCUGGGGACCCGCCUACACGUCGCCGUCGUCAAAGAAGGGAGGCAAGAAGCGCAAGAGCAGCGCGUACAAGGGCAAGUUCGGAGGCGGCGUCUGGGUUAAGCAGGAGGACGACAUCAAGCCGUUCCAGGGCCAGGGUCACAGGCUUGCCGACUGA